Messenger RNA from Metarhizium brunneum ARSEF 3297, 969 nucleotides. RefSeq names its product 15-hydroxyprostaglandin dehydrogenase. Gene Ontology annotation, molecular function: oxidoreductase activity, acting on the CH-OH group of donors, NAD or NADP as acceptor. Gene Ontology annotation, cellular component: cytoplasm. NCBI's taxonomy places the organism in Eukaryota, Fungi, Ascomycota, Sordariomycetes, Hypocreales, Clavicipitaceae. The record is from RefSeq and is a predicted model, not a curated record.
AUGUCUCAUGCCAUCAAAGGAAAGACCGCCAUCGUCACCGGCGCUGGCAGCGGCAUCAAUCUUGCCUUUGCUCAGCAGCUCCUGGAAGGCGGAUGCAAUGUUCUCAUCGCUGAUCUCUCGUUACGACUCGAGGCACAGCGAUUGGUAGACGCACACACGAGCCCAGCGGAGGGCAGGGCUCGCGCCGUCUACCAACACACGGACGUCACAAACUGGAAGCACCUCGAGCGCAUGUUUGCGGAAGCUGAAGCCCAAUUCGGUGAGAUUGACAUUGUUUGCCCGGGUGCCGGUGUCUAUGAACCGAGUUUUAGCAGCUUUUGGUAUCCCCCUGGAACUCCAAAAAGCCGCGACAGCGUCGAGGGUGGCCGCUACGCAAGUGUUGACAUUAAUCUUGUUCAUCCAAUUCGGACCACUCAGUUGGCUCUCGCUCGUUUCCUCAAAUACAAACGCAAGCCGCGAACUGUUGUCAUCAUCUCGAGCACCAAUGCUCAAGAUACUUGCCUUUCCACGGCUAUUUACGAUGCCACCAAGCAUGCGACAAGUGGUUUUGUCCGAGCCAUGUCAAAGAUUGACCAGGUCCAUGUCCGAAUUGCGGCAGUUGCGCCUGGUAUCAUCAAGACACCUCUGUUUAUGGAAAACCCAGAUAAGCCGGCCAUGCUGGACGGAGACAAGGACAUCUUGGUUGAGCCUUCCGAGGUUGCCACAGUCAUGGUGUGCUUGAUUGAGAGAGACACUAUAUGCUCCAAGAUUGACGAGGCAAGGACAGGCGCGCAGGAUAUCCCGAUUGGUAGCGGCACUAUUUUGGAGGUGACCAAGAAUCGGGUGCGGGCCGUCCAUGCGUAUCAUGAUCCUGGGCCGUCUGGACCUGGUGCGGUUGGGUCCAACUUUGAAGCCUCGGAGGCUACGACUUUGGCUUUGCUGUGUCCAGGUUGGGGUGAGCCCACGAUCCAAAAAGAGGAGUUGACAUAG